Ornithorhynchus anatinus (platypus) is the source of this 2212-nucleotide messenger RNA. RefSeq lists its product as uncharacterized. The record is from RefSeq and is a predicted model, not a curated record. The coding region runs from base 138 to 944 and encodes 268 amino acids. The transcript is spliced from 7 exons. NCBI's taxonomy places the organism in Eukaryota, Metazoa, Chordata, Mammalia, Monotremata, Ornithorhynchidae.
AGCCACGUGUCCGGGCGGCGUCCGGCGAAUGUCAGCGAGCAGCCGCAGCCCCGACAGCAAAACGGCCGGCAGCCGCCAGCAGGUCCCGCUCUUUCAUCCGCUGCUUCCCUCCUGAGCGCCUCGGCCGUUCCCCGACCAUGAAGUUCAUGCAGCUGUUUGGACGCCUGAAAUCUGUGGUCAUUGGGAUGGUGCACGUGAAAGCACUUCCAGGGACCCCGCGGAACAGCCUGCCCUCGGCUCGGAUCGUCGCCGAAGCCCGCCGGGAAGCGGAGAUUUACCGCGACGCUGGAAUCGACGGCCUGAUUGUGGAGAACACGCACGACCUUCCGUACACGGCUUCGGCGGGGCCUGAGGUGACGGCGACCAUGACGGCCGUCUGUGCCGCCGUGAGGAUGACCUGCCCCCGCCUCCCCUUGGGGGUCCAGGUUCUCUGCUCAGCGAACCAGGAGGCCGUGGCGGUCGCCCUCGCGGCAGGUUGCGACUUCAUCCGGGCGGAGGGCUUCGUCUUUUCCCACGUGGCCGACGAGGGGUUUGUAAACGCCUGCGCGGGGGAUCUCCUGAGGUACCGCCGGCGGAUUGGAGCGGAGCACGUUCAGAUCUUUGCCGAUAUCAAAAAGAAGCACAGCGCCCACGCCCUGACCGCUGACGUCAGCGUCUCAGAAACGGCCAAGGCCGCCGAGUUCUUCCUGGCGGAUGGGGUCAUCCUGACUGGCCCGGCUACGGGGGUUGAGGCGGAUCCCGGGGAGCUGCACGAGGUUGAACAGGCUGUGAACAUUCCGCUGCUGAUUGGAUCUGGUGUCACCCUGGAGAAUGUGAAGAGCUAUUUGAAUGCAAAUGCCUUGAUAAUUGGUUCAUAUUUCAAGGAAGGGGGUUAUUGGGCCAAUCAGAUCGAUCCUACCAGGGUAAAGACAUUUAUGGAUCACGUGCGUAAACUGAGAGAUUAAAAUAUAGCCGUGCGUGUGAUCUCGGGUACCCGUGGGCCUACACGAUUCAGAUUUCCCCGUCCCAUCGUGAGUUUUGAACACCAUUCAGAGCUGCAGAUUCUGUCUAGAACCCCGGGAUUUUGUUGCAACCCCUUAAUUAACCCUGCGUGAAAGUACUUCCCUCCCCCCCCCCCCGCCCCCCUUUCCCUGUGGUACUUGUUAAGCGCUCACUGUGUGCCAGGUGCAUCAAGGAAAAAAAAAGUAUAUUCAUCUAAAACAAUCACAGUCCGAGAGGGAAAGCUCUAAAGGGUUUAAGCCCGAUAUCCAGAACGCCAUGUGCUGGCAAGGGUGCAGCUUUCUGGACGGAUUUAAGUUCCCCGGCCACGUGCGAACCUAACCUGCCUCCUGUCUCAAAGGCGCUGGAGCCAGUGGGAUCGAAUUGUUUUCUUUGGGCAAGCCCAUUUGUAUUUUGCCCAUCCGGAGCAUUUUGGGAAGAAAUUAACCACUGCACGUGGAUUUGACCGUCUGUGUCUCAGGUCUCUCUGCACCUCCUAUUCGUCCCAUGCUAGCUUCAAGCCACUGCGUUCUUUGUGAGGAGAAAUUUUCCCCUCGAAAGCCCCCCGGUUCCUCCGUGUCAUAACUUUAGAUUCCUUUCUAGCUCUCUAUGGAGAAACAGCGGGAUGGGGUGGGGGUGGGGGGAUGUUUUGGGUUAAACUUUUGGAAUAGUUGGGAAACCCUUUCCGGAGUAUUCCUGGGAUUGACCGGCUCAGUUCUCGGGAAAUAGGAUUUCUUCCCUCCCAUCUCAGAAGAAUGACGAGCUCUCCUUUUCUAAUCAACACAGAGACUCUUCCGUCGUAGCAGAAAUGAUCAGGUCCUUUAAGAGAACGUUUGGCUCCGAUGGAUAUGGUCGAUGAAAAGCUGCUUUUCAAUAAGCGUGACCCAAAAUAGCACUGCAAAUAAAUAAACAGGAUAAAAUAUCACAGACUCGACAAGUACUAUAAAAUCGGCAGACUGCUUAGGGAGCGUGUUUGUCACGGUCGUAAUUAAGAGUGAUGGGCUGCGAGAUAAAGAAGAGCGAGAAUAUCAUAAAUGGGGCCUUAUGUGUGACUCCCCUAACACGGUGCGAUUGGGCGGUGGGGCUUCGGGAUUCACGCGAAAGAAAUACGACGAAAUGGAGCGUCGGGAAGAUUUCUCCGGGCUCUUCGGCUGAUUAGCGUACCGAGGUACGGUGAUCGGAAGUACUCUGUUCCCAAACGUGGAAAAACCCAAUAAAGAAAUCGGAAGCGAAA